This is a messenger RNA of Cylicocyclus nassatus, 937 nucleotides long. The record is from the annotation of a GenBank genome assembly. Lineage: Eukaryota; Metazoa; Nematoda; Chromadorea; Rhabditida; Strongylidae.
CUCGGUUCUCGGCUAAGAUAGGCGGGACUCGCAAGGGAGCGGAGACGCAGACAUCGGACUGUUUCAUCGGUUCUUCUGUAUAAAUACUCGACUCUGUCAGCUCGAAAGAAAGUGUCGACGACUGCCCAGAUUGGUUUUCGUUUCCGUUUAGAAUGAUGUUCGUCGCUGUCGUCUUAUUGGCCUCGCUAGCCACCAUUACUCAAGCGCAGAUGAUUCGGCAAUGUUCUUGUGCUGAAGUUGAACCAUGUAAAAAUCAAGCCACUGGAAGCAUUAUGCAAUGUGCUGAUCAGUGCCAGAACCACAUCUCAGCUCUAGGAGCUUCAUAUCCAGCACUGAGAAGAUGUCUACAAGAUAAGGAAGGUCUCAUUAACAAUGUAAUUCAGUGCCAAACACAACAAUUGGAAGGAUCAUGCCACAGAGGUGGAGGUGGUCAGGUGCCAAAACGAUACCCAGAAACUUUGAAAUUGGCAUUCUAUGCUGAGAUCAACUCUAUGCUAGCAAAAUCAGGAAUCCAAGCAGAAGCUCGUGGAUUCAUGGCAGCGGGUAAGAAAUUCGCCUCAUGCAUCAUGAAAUGUGUCGAGCGCGGAUCUGGACAAUGCAUAAAGAAACUCAACUGUGGCUUGGCUCUUCCCCCCGAUAAUGUCAUUGUCCAACAAGUAAAACAAUGCGCAAUUCGUAGCGGUUUCAAUACACCCGGUAUUCGCCAACUUUGCCACUGUGCUGCCGGCUCUGGCAUUAAAGGACUCGAACCCCUCUGCGAAAGAAUCCAGAUCUCAUAAAUCUCGAACGGAUAAAUUUUUUAAUUGCUGAGAAGCAGUUUUUAAAAAUUGCAACCCCAGCAAGCUAUGUGUAUCAUUUUAUUGUAGGAUACGUGUACAUUGUACAUAUGUUCCAUGUAAAGAAUAAAGAAUGAAGCUUUCUAAUUUUGCUGUUGUGU